AUGUCUUGCCCUCAUCCUCAGCUUGCUACGGUUGCCACUAUUAUUGCUCCUUGUGUUACAUCAACAACACAUUGCCCUCUUCCCCCGCUUGCUGCUGCUGCUGAUGUGGCUCCUCAUCCUCCAUCAGUGCUGCCUCACCCUCAUCCCCUACUUACUGCUGCAGCUGCUGUUGCUGCUCCUCAUCCUACAUCAGCUAUGUCUUGCCCUCAUCCCCAGCUUGGUGCUGUUGCCACUAUUACUGCUCCUUGUGUUACAUCAACAACACAUUGCCCUCUUCCCCCGCUUGCUGCUGCUGCUGUUGUGGCUCCUCAUCCUCCAUCAGUGUUGCCUCACCCUCAUCCCCUACUUACUGCUGCAGCUGCUGUUGCUGCUCCUCAUCCUACAUCAGCUAUGUCUUGCCCUCAUCCCCAGCUUGGUGCUGUUGCCACUAUUACUGCUCCUUGUGUUACAUCAACAACACAUUGCCCUCUUCCCCCGCUUGCUGCUGCUGCUGUUGUGGCUCCUCAUCCUCCAUCAGUGUUGCCUCACCCUCAUCCCCUACUUACUGCUGCAGCUGCUGUUGCUGCUCCUCAUCCUACAUCAGCUAUGUCUUGCCCUCUUCCCCAGCUUGGUGCUGUUGCCACUAUUAUUGCUCCUUGUGUUACAUCAACAACACAUUGCCCUCUUCCCCCGCUUGCUGCUGCUGCUGCUGUUGUGGCUCCUCAUCCUCCAUCAGUGUUGCCUCACCCUCAUCCCCUACUUACUGCUGCAGCUGCUGUUGCUGCUCCUCAUCCUACAUCAGCUAUGUCUUGCCCUCAUCCCCAGCUUGGUGCUGUUGCCACUAUUACUGCUCCUUGUGUUACAUCAACAACACAUUGCCCUCUUCCCCCGCUUGCUGCUGCUGCUGUUGUGGCUCCUCAUCCUCCAUCAGUGUUGCCUCACCCUCAUCCCCUACUUACUGCUGCAGCUGCUGUUGCUGCUCCUCAUCCUACAUCAGCUAUGUCUUGCCCUCGUCCCCAGCUUGGUGCUGUUGCCACUAUUACUGCUCCUUGUGUUACAUCAACAACACAUUGCCCUCUUCCCCCGCUUGCUGCUGCUGCUGUUGUGGCUCCUCAUCCUCCAUCAGUGCUGCCUCACCCUCAUCCCCUACUUACUGCUGCAGCUGCUGUUGCUGCUCCUCAUCCUACAUCAGCUAUGUCUUGCCCUCAUCCCCAGCUUGGUGCUGUUGCCACUAUUACUGCUCCUUGUGUUACAUCAACAACACAUUGCCCUCUUCCCCCGCUUGCUGCUGCUGCUGUUGUGGCUCCUCAUCCUCCAUCAGUGUUGCCUCACCCUCAUCCCCUACUUACUGCUGCAGCUGCUGUUGCUGCUCCUCAUCCUACAUCAGCUAUGUCUUGCCCUCAUCCCCAGCUUGGUGCUGUUGCCACUAUUACUGCUCCUUGUGUUACAUCAACAACACAUUGCCCUCUUCCCCCGCUUGCUGCUGCUGCUGUUGUGGCUCCUCAUCCUCCAUCAGUGUUGCCUCACCCUCAUCCCCUACUUACUGCUGCAGCUGCUGUUGCUGCUCCUCAUCCUACAUCAGCUAUGUCUUGCCCUCUUCCCCAGCUUGGUGCUGUUGCCACUAUUAUUGCUCUUUGUGUUACAUCAACAACACAUUGCCCUCUUCCCCCGCUUGCUGCUGCUGCUGCUGUUGUGGCUCCUCAUCCUCCAUCAGUGUUGCCCCACCCUCAUCCCCUACUUACUGCUGCAGCUGCUGUUGCUGCUCCUCAUCCUACAUCAGCUAUGUCUUGCCCUCAUCCCCAGCUUGGUGCUGUUGCCACUAUUAUUGCUCCUUGUGUUACAUCAACAACACAUUGCCCUCUUCCCCCGCUUGCUGCUGCUGCUGCUGAUGUGGCUCCUCAACCUCCAUCACUGUUGCCUCAUCCUCAUCCCCUACUUACUGCUGCAGCUGCUGUUGCUGCUCCUCAUCCUACAUCAUUAUGUCUUGUGCUCUUUCUGUGCAUACUGUUGGUGCUGCUCCUCAUCCUACAUCAGCUUUGCUUACCCUCUUUCCCUGUUUGCUUCUGCUGA
This is a messenger RNA of Schistocerca serialis cubense, 2049 nucleotides long. RefSeq names its product calphotin-like. NCBI's taxonomy places the organism in Eukaryota, Metazoa, Arthropoda, Insecta, Orthoptera, Acrididae. The transcript has a single exon. The coding region runs from base 1 to 2049 and encodes 682 amino acids. The record is from RefSeq and is a predicted model, not a curated record.